Molecule: messenger RNA, 3517 nt
Organism: Gadus chalcogrammus (walleye pollock)
Lineage: Eukaryota; Metazoa; Chordata; Actinopteri; Gadiformes; Gadidae
Gene: atp1a3b
Product: ATPase Na+/K+ transporting subunit alpha 3b
Exons: 23
Coding region: 365-3442 (1025 amino acids)
Biological process (GO): potassium ion import across plasma membrane; intracellular sodium ion homeostasis; sodium ion export across plasma membrane
Cellular component (GO): membrane
Molecular function (GO): ATP hydrolysis activity; P-type sodium:potassium-exchanging transporter activity; ATP binding
Source: RefSeq, a predicted model, not a curated record
GCGGGUUUAGAAGAGGAAGUGCUGCGGUACCGGUAAGCUCGCGGAGGGAGAUCGGAUUCUAAUAAGGUAGCAGUGCAGCUUCUUAGAUUCGCCGGUCUUUCGCUGCAAGUAUCAGAGAGCAAUAGAGGGUGCCGCGUCGACGCGUGAUGCUCUGCUUGAGACCGCAACAUUUCAUUUGAGAGACGUCUCGCUGGAAGACCACAUUCCUAGCCUCGCAUUUGAAGGCCAUAACCACAGCGUAAUCUCUCGUCCGCCGCCGCGUUUUUUGAAGACGCACCAAGAGCUUUUGAUAUAACUCCUAACCUGAGGGCUGACACCUCUCAAGCUUUGCAUCACCUGAGAGGAGAAGACCGACUGCGCCAACAUGGGGUAUGGGCGGUCCGACAGUUACCGCGUUGCCACCACACAGGACAAAGCUGAUCGCUCCCCGAAGAAGAAGAAGGGGGCGAAGGGAGCCAAGGACAUGGACGACCUGAAGAAGGAAGUACCCAUCACGGAACACAAAAUGUCCAUAGAGGAGGUAUGCAGGAAAUUCCAGACCGACAUUGUCCAGGGCCUGACCAGUGCCAAGGCGGCUGAUUUCCUGAUCCGGGACGGUCCCAAUGCACUCACCCCUCCCCCCACCACCCCAGAGUGGGUCAAGUUCUGUCGCCAGCUGUUCGGAGGGUUCUCCAUCCUGCUGUGGACCGGAGCCAUCCUCUGUUUCCUGGCCUACGCCAUCCAGGCAGUCACCGAGGAUGAGCCCGCAGGAGACAAUCUGUACCUGGGUAUCGUGCUCACGGCCGUCGUCGUGAUCACCGGCUGCUUCUCGUAUUUCCAAGAGGCGAAGAGCUCCAAAAUCAUGGAGUCCUUCAAGAACAUGGUGCCUCAGCAAGCACUGGUGAUCCGGGAGGGAGAGAAGGUGCAGAUCAACGCAGAGGAGGUGGUGGCUGGAGACCUGAUCGAGGUGAAGGGGGGAGACAGGAUCCCCGCCGACAUCAGGAUCGUCUCUGCCCACGGCUGCAAGGUUGAUAACUCCUCCCUGACUGGCGAAUCAGAGCCUCAGAGCCGGUCACCUGACUGUACCCAUGACAACCCCCUGGAGACCCGCAACGUGGCUUUCUUCUCCACCAACUGUGUUGAAGGCACCGCCCGCGGCCUGGUGAUCUGCACCGGGGACCGCACCGUCAUGGGCCGCAUCGCCACCCUGACCUCCGGCCUCGAGUCCGGCAAGACCCCCAUCGCCAAGGAGAUCGAGCACUUCAUCCACAUCAUCACGGGCGUGGCCGUGUUCCUGGGUGUGUCCUUCUUCGUCCUGGCCCUGAUCCUUGGGUACAGCUGGCUGGAGGCCGUCAUCUUCCUCAUCGGCAUCAUCGUGGCCAACGUGCCCGAGGGACUGCUGGCUACCGUCACUGUGUGUCUGACCCUGACCGCCAAGCGCAUGGCCAAGAAGAACUGCCUGGUGAAGAACCUGGAAGCCGUGGAGACCCUGGGCUCCACCUCCACCAUCUGCUCCGACAAGACCGGAACCCUCACCCAGAACAGGAUGACCGUGGCCCACAUGUGGUUCGACAACCAGAUCCACGAGGCCGACACCACUGAGGACCAGUCUGGCGCCUCCUUCGACAAGAGCUCCGGGACCUGGGUGGCCCUUGCCCGGAUCGCAGCCUUGUGUAACCGUGCCCAGUUCAAGGGAGGCCAGGAUGGUCUGCCCAUCCUGAAGAGGGACGUGGCCGGCGACGCCUCCGAGUCGGCCCUGCUCAAGUGCAUCGAGCUGUGCUGCGGCUCCGUGCGCACCAUGAGGGACAAGAACAAGAAGGCGGCCGAGAUCCCCUUCAACUCCACCAACAAGUACCAGCUCUCCAUCCAUGAGACGGAAGACCUCAACGACAACCGCUACCUGCUGGUGAUGAAGGGAGCCCCCGAGAGGAUCCUGGAGCGCAGCUCCACCAUCAUGAUCCAGGGCAAGGAGCAACCGCUGGACGAAGAGCUGAAGGAGUCCUUCCAGAACGCCUACAUGGAGCUCGGAGGGCUGGGAGAGCGAGUGCUUGGUUUCUGCCAGGUUAUGAUGCCAGAGGACCAGUACCCCAAGGGCUUUGCCUUCGACUGCGAUGACGUCAACUUUCAGACAGACAACCUGUGCUUCAUCGGCCUCAUGUCCAUGAUUGACCCUCCCCGUGCUGCCGUACCUGACGCUGUGGGCAAAUGCAGAUCUGCUGGUAUCAAGGUCAUCAUGGUCACUGGUGAUCACCCAAUCACAGCCAAGGCCAUCGCUAAGGGUGUGGGCAUCAUCUCCGAGGGCAACGAGACAGUGGAAGACAUUGCUGCCCGCCUCAACAUCCCCGUCAGCCAGGUCAACCCCAGGGACGCCAAGGCCUGUGUGAUCCACGGUACCGACCUGAAGGAGCUGUCCCAGGACCAGAUGGACGACAUCCUGAGGAACCACACAGAGAUCGUGUUCGCCAGGACCUCCCCCCAGCAGAAGCUCAUCAUCGUAGAGGGUUGCCAGAGACAGGGUGCCAUCGUAGCCGUGACAGGUGAUGGUGUGAACGACUCCCCCGCCCUUAAGAAGGCCGACAUCGGUGUUGCCAUGGGAAUCUCUGGCUCUGACGUGUCCAAGCAGGCCGCUGACAUGAUCUUGCUUGAUGACAACUUUGCCUCCAUCGUCACCGGAGUAGAAGAGGGUCGCCUGAUCUUUGACAACUUGAAGAAAUCCAUUGCCUACACCCUUACCAGUAACAUCCCAGAGAUCACCCCCUUCCUGUUCUUCAUCAUCGUCAACAUUCCUCUUCCUCUUGGAACCAUCACCAUCCUCUGCAUUGACUUGGGAACUGACAUGGUACCUGCUAUCUCCCUUGCCUAUGAGGCAGCUGAGAGUGACAUCAUGAAGCGCCAGCCCAGGAACCCAGCCAGGGACAAGCUGGUGAAUGAGAGGCUCAUCAGCAUCGCUUAUGGCCAGAUUGGUAUGAUCCAGGCUCUUGGAGGAUUCUUCGCCUACUUUGUGAUCCUGGCUGAGAAUGGAUUCCUGCCCUCCAUAUUGGUGGGCAUCAGGCUACACUGGGACGACCGCUCCCUCAACGACCUGGAAGACAGCUAUGGACAGCAAUGGACAUAUGAGCAGAGGAAGAUCGUAGAGUUCACGUGCCACACAGCCUUCUUCGUGAGCAUCGUGGUGGUGCAAUGGGCUGACGUCAUCGUCUGCAAGACCAGGAGGAACUCUGUCUUCCAGCAGGGCAUGAGGAACAAGAUCCUCAUCUUCGGCCUGUUUGAAGAGACAGCCCUGGCUGCCUUCCUGUCCUACUGCCCAGGCAUGGACCUGGCCCUCAGGAUGUACCCCCUCAAGCCUACCUGGUGGUUGUGCGCGUUCCCCUACAGUUUCCUCAUCUUCGUCUAUGAUGAAGUCCGAAAACUCCUCAUCCGCAGGAACCCCGGAGGUUGGGUGGAGAGGGAGACAUACUAUUGAUCGAUGGAUCAGCUUCUUUACUCAAACCCCCCACCACACUUUCCACUUAUUUCUUCCCCCUCCCCCCCCUCUCCC